ACGAGCAGCCACGACGUGUAGAGCCGCGCGCCCUCCCUCGAGCACGAAAAGGUCUAGUGGGUUGUGAAGCUUCUUGCUCGAUCAUCGAUCGAGAUGGCGGAGCCCAGACGCACGCGGCCGUCGACGUUCCGGUGCGCGGCGGCGACGUGUCUGGCGCUGGUGGUGGUCGUCGUCGUCGUCGUCCUCCUGUGGCUCUUCCUCCACCCGUCCAAGCUCUACAUCUCCGUCGACCACGCCGCCACGACGGGCUUCAACUUCACGGCCGCCGGCGGGCUCGCGGGCGCCUUCGACCUCACCCUGCGCGCCUUCAACCCGAACGCGCGCGCCGGCGUGGCCUACCGCUGGCUCGACGUCGGGGUGUGGUACAACGGCACGUACCUCGCGGGGGGCCACGCGCCGGGGUUCGCCCAGCCGCCGGAGGACGACACGCGGGUGGACGUCGCGGCGCGGGCUGCGCCGGACGCCUGGACGCUGCCCCGGGACGUCCAGGAGGGCAUCAAGAGGGAGCGCACGGCCGGGAAGCUGACGGUGGACGUGCACGUCGUCGCCAAGGUGCGGUUCCGGUACGGCGUGGUGAGGACGCGCAAGUACACCGUGCGCGCCAGCUGCCCGGCGGUGACCAUCGACUUCCCGUCGCCGACCUCCUUCCACCGGGUGCCCUGCCACGUGCACAUCUGAGCGGGGCUACCCUUCGUGAAUCGUGAUACUCGAUGCUUCAAGGAUCUGGCCGUGUGUGAAUUGACUGAUUUGGUCGUUGCUUUCUUUCGUGUUAUGAUUACCUUGGUUUGUUGUAUAUUUCUUUCUUCACUUAUAUUCUUUGCUGUAAAUUGUUUUCCAUGGAUUUGGGUAAAGAACUGUCGACAAUUUAACCUGAAA
Molecule: messenger RNA, 876 nt
Organism: Panicum hallii
Lineage: Eukaryota; Viridiplantae; Streptophyta; Magnoliopsida; Poales; Poaceae
Product: NDR1/HIN1-like protein 13
Exons: 1
Coding region: 94-678 (194 amino acids)
Cellular component (GO): plasma membrane
Source: RefSeq, a predicted model, not a curated record